Messenger RNA from Episyrphus balteatus (marmalade hoverfly), 1296 nucleotides. RefSeq names its product tigger transposable element-derived protein 6-like. Gene Ontology annotation, cellular component: nucleus. NCBI's taxonomy places the organism in Eukaryota, Metazoa, Arthropoda, Insecta, Diptera, Syrphidae. The record is from RefSeq and is a predicted model, not a curated record. Gene Ontology annotation, molecular function: DNA binding. The transcript is spliced from 3 exons. Bases 1 to 1128 code for a protein of 375 amino acids.
AUGUCUGGAAAAGGAAGAAAACUGACUAGCCUUUCAAUUAAACAAAAAUUACAGAUCCUACGCCUGGUUGAAGCCAAAUUGAAAUCGAGAAAGGAAAUUGCUGAACAAUUUAAGUGCGAUGUGUCCACAAUUAAUAGAGUGGCGAGAAAUAAGACAAAAUUGGAAGAAGCUGCACAAACUAACCAAAAUUCUAAAAGGAAACGUUUGCGAAUUAGUUCUAAUGAAAAAGUAGAAACUGCUCUCACUCAAUGGUUUAAUCAAAUGCGAUCUCAAAAUGCAAUUAUUAGUGGUAUUCAGCUAAUGAGCAAAGCCAAAGAGUUUGCUUUAAAAUUAAAUGAAGACUUUAAGCCAACAAGCGGUUUGCUAUGGCUUUGGAAACGCAGGGAAAAUAUUAAGUAUAAGAAAAUCCAAGAACAAUGCAAUAUCUUUAAUGCCGACGAAAGCGGCCUUUGUUUCAGAGCCUUACCAAAUGGUACAUUGACAAAAAAAGGUAGCACCCCAACAGGUGGAAAAAUUGAUAAAGGUCGACUAACCCUGCUGUUUCUCUGCAAUGCCGAUGGAACAUUCAAAAAAGUAAUUGCCAUCGGAAAACCUAAAAAUCCAAGGUGCUUCAAAGGAAAAACUAUUCCACUUCCUUAUUAUUCCCAAAAUAAAGCAUGGAUGACAUCUUCUUUGUGGAGUAAAUUGAUAAAAGAAUUUGAUAAUGAAAUGAUUCGACAGAAGAGAAAGGUUUUAUUGUUCGUGGACAACGCAGCAUGUCACAAGGUCGACAACUUAGAAAUUGAAAAUGUUAAAAUUGAAUUCUUGCCAGCAAAUACCACUUCGAUCUUACAGCCUCUCGACCAAGGUAUAAUUCAUUGUUUCAAAGCCUAUUACCGUCAAAUUAUAGUGCGGAAGCAAUUACUGGCAAUCGAGAAUGGUCUUACAAUUAAACAGUUUUCCAAGUCAAUCACAAUUCUCAGAGCACAAAUGUACAUCAAACGAGCUUGGUGGCUUGUGAAACCCGAUACGAUUUCAAACUGUUAUCAAAAGGCUGGCUUCCUUCCUGGUGAAAACAGUGAACCUGAAGUCGAAGAAAUAUGGGACGUACCAAUAGAACCAACAAUAUUUGAAGAGUAUGUCCAAUAAGAUAAUAACCUCCAAUAUUAUGGACUUUUAUCGGAAGAAGAAAUAAUAGCUGACAUUAAUAAUGAAAAUCAAGAAGAAGAGGAAGAUAUUGAUAAUUAUGAAGAAGAGUUGGAACCUCCAAGUUUUACAGAAGCUUUAAAAGCGUUGACGGUUAUACGAAAAUUUAUU